Messenger RNA from Phycomyces blakesleeanus NRRL 1555(-), 420 nucleotides. RefSeq lists its product as hypothetical. The record is from RefSeq and is a predicted model, not a curated record. The transcript is spliced from 6 exons. Bases 1 to 420 code for a protein of 139 amino acids. Lineage: Eukaryota; Fungi; Mucoromycota; Mucoromycetes; Mucorales; Phycomycetaceae.
AUGGUACUGAAUCCACAAAAGACCAAUAAGCGCAAGGAAAUUGGUCAUUAUCGAGGAUUUAAAGGAGUCAGUAAUCGAGAUGAUAGGUAUACCAAAGACCGUAUUAUGAAAUACGUACACUACUCGGUACAAGCUCAAACAGUUGAUCUUCAAGGAUGUUUUAUUUUAUUUGCCUCAAUUGUUUAUUUUUCAGAUCUUAUCUGGUUUCCAAAGUAUACAGAAUUUUCAUACAUGUAUAAAAGCAAGGCAUAUUUACAUCAAAAAUUCUCUUGCAAUGGGUUAAAAAAGUCUAAGGUUCUGUGCACACUUGAAUUCAACGCGAUGCAAUGCAAUGCAAUGCAAUAUUGUUUCCCGCGAAAUCCCGAAGAAAACAUUAAGUUCAAGGCAAUCAAAGCACCUUCUGUGCUAAUUGAUGCUUAA